Diversispora eburnea is the source of this 261-nucleotide messenger RNA. The record is from the annotation of a GenBank genome assembly. NCBI's taxonomy places the organism in Eukaryota, Fungi, Glomeromycota, Glomeromycetes, Diversisporales, Diversisporaceae.
AUGAAUAAUGUUCAAAUCGAAUCUUCUCAAGAGAGUUUAUUAGUGACACGAAAAAGAUCACGAUAUGAAUGCAUUGACGGGGAAACUCCUUUAAAAAGGAGGAGGAGACUUAAUAAAAUGGCUGCUGAAAGAAGUAGAGCAAAAAAGAAAGAAAACGAAGAAAAAUUAAUAUAUCUAGCGAUAACUCUACAGGCUGAAAAUACAGCUUUGAGGUCUUUAGUGUCGAAACUCAAAGAAGAUUUAUUGCUUCUACGAUCGUAA